This is a messenger RNA of Branchiostoma belcheri (Belcher's lancelet), 5103 nucleotides long. Its product is annotated as CCR4-NOT transcription complex subunit 4-like. Gene Ontology annotation, cellular component: CCR4-NOT complex. Gene Ontology annotation, biological process: protein ubiquitination. Lineage: Eukaryota; Metazoa; Chordata; Leptocardii; Amphioxiformes; Branchiostomatidae. The record is from RefSeq and is a predicted model, not a curated record. Gene Ontology annotation, molecular function: RNA binding; metal ion binding; ubiquitin-protein transferase activity.
GUGUUGCGCAUGCGCUCGUAAUCACGAAGCUGUCGAUCCAAAAUGGCGCUGUGACAAAAAUUUGAAACGACGGAUUUUCUGCAAUAUUGACCGAAAAACAGCGAAUAUCACCAACCUCUGUCAACGUAGACCGACGAUUUUUACAAGCCCAUACUCCCAAGCACGCCACCGCCGCGUUUCAAGGAAAAGUCACCCCAGUUCUGUCUGAAAAUUCGUGUCCGGAAGUGGAGAUACCUGUGGCCCCAAGAUGUCGUCCUUCGGUAGCAACAAGGGAGAUGACCAACUCGAGUGCCCGCUGUGCAUGGAGCCGCUGGAGAUGGAUGAUGUCAACUUCUUCCCCUGCACGUGCGGCUACCAGAUCUGCCGCUUCUGCUGGCAUCGGAUCCGCACGGACAAGAACGGGCUCUGCCCCGCCUGUAGGAAGCAAUACCCUGAGGACCCAGCAGAGUUCAAGCCCCUGUCACAGGAGGAGCUGCAGAGGAUAAAGAACGAGCGUAAACAGAAGGACCUGGCCAGGAAACAGAAGAUCUCCGAGAGUAGGAAACACCUGGCUAACGUCAGGGUUGUGCAGAAAAACCUGGUCUUCGUGGUCGGGCUGUCUCCAAGACUCGCAGACCCCGAGGUGCUGAAGAAACAUGAGUACUUUGGGAAGUUUGGGAAGAUUCACAAAGUGGUUAUCAACAACAACACAUCAUAUGCAGGUGCUCAGGGUCCUAGUGCAAGUGCGUACGUCACGUUUGUCCGUUCGGAGGACGCGUUGCGGGCGAUACAGACAGUCAACAACGCGCACGUGGACGGGAGAACGCUGAAGGCAUCGCUAGGCACGACAAAGUACUGCAGCCACUUCCUGAAGGGUGCUCAGUGUCAGAAACCUGACUGUAUGUACCUGCACGAACUGGGGGAUGAGGCUGCCAGCUUCACCAAAGAAGACAUGCAGAUGGGUAAACACCAGGAGUAUGAGCAGAAGUUACUGGAGGACCUGUACAGGAGUCAGUCAGGACAGCUCAGCACACCAGCCCCUGCCGCCACACCCGCAGUCGAGAAAAACAGAUUAAACAACACGGAGAAAAGUAAAGCUAACGCUGCUUCCCUCCCCAGGAAAAUAUCCCCCUCCCCUCCCACCGUUCAACCCACGAAAGGCGGACCCACAAAAGACCCCUGGCCAACGUUACAACAGACCAACAAACCAAACGACAGAGUCAUAGGAAGCAGUGCAAACGGGAUAGGCGGGGGGCAGCAAGCAACCAAUCAGAAACCUCCAGACAUCCUCAGACUGCAGUCCGACGGCCAAUCAAACGACCCGUUCCACAGCAACUCCAAAGAGAUUUUACCCCCCUCCCUCCUCCCCCCCCUCACCCCGCCCAAGCUGGGCAGCCCCACACAGAAUUCUACACAUUUCAAGAACCCUUUUGAAAUCGGCGACCUCUCGCAGUCCUUGUUCUCUCACAACGACUUCCGCAGAAUACCGACGGUCCCUCCGCAGCCCACCCAGGCCGUCGUGCCUCCGCACAUCCCGCCCAUCGAGCCCCCGGCCGACCAGCAAGGUCUCGGGCUCUCCAACGACAGUCUUCCAGUGGAAAGCACAGACACAGACUGGCAGGCCGCGUUCGGGUUCGGCACGUCCAGCAAACAAGAGGACGACCUGGGGUUUGACCCCUGGGACGAGUCGGCGAAGGCGCUGGCUGACCUGAUGGAGAAGGAGUUGAAAACGGAAGCGGGCGGCGGCAGGGACGAGUUUCCCCGCGGCAGGGACCCGCAGCACCACUCGAUGCCAAACCAUUUUCAGCAGCACUACAACAACCCGUCACAGCUGCCCCCAGCCACGUCACAGCUCCCGCCCCGCUACCAGGCCAACCAGGCUCCGCCCUUCAAUAGCAUGGCGGGCUCCAGAAUGCCCUUCAUGGGGAACUUCGCUCCCGACGCCUCGGCGCAGAACAACGCGCCAUGGAUGCAGUACCCACAACCCGGCCUGCCGGGAUUCAACCCCGGGUUUUUCGAUAACUUUGGGAACGUUAACGGACCCACGCUGGUUAGACCGCCCGGUUUUGGACUGUCCCGGGACAAUGCUUCGAUGAACUCGGACAUUGACAUGAAAGACUGGCAGGAGGGAUUGAGAUCGUUGCUGCCGAACAUAAACAUCCAUUUCGGGCCGCCCAUGCCGCCGCCACACGGUAGCAACUCCCCCCCUCCACUACCCCCCCACCAACCACAGCACAACCUCCCCCCCUCACACAAAUGGCCUCCGUCACAGUUGCAACGGCAGCCCCCUCCCCCACAACAACAACAACCCCCACAACAACAACAACAACAGUCUGUUACGCAGCAGCCGCCGUUCUGGUUACCUGACCCAGCCAUCAUCACUUGCACGCCCACCAACCCCUCCAACUCCGUAGAAAACAGCACCGGCUUGUCAGAAAGUCCGCCACACUGGAUGAAAUCCCUCCAAGCGCUCACGGAAAUGGAUUCUCCAACAACCCCACACACACCCUUCAUGGCACAACAACAACAACAACAGCAGCAGCAGCAGCAACAGCAGCAGCCACAUUUCCCUUCAGAGGCCCCACAUGGCCAACACAAGCCCCCGCCAGGAUUUCAGCCACAGAACAGACCACCAGCCAAGCCAACAGAAGUUCCACAGACAAGCUCUUUGGACUCACACUAACAGUCGCCGUCCUCAAACACACACCAUUCUUCCUACAUCUGCAUGAUUUUCAGUUUUGGCUACAUUUGGAAUGAACUGUACGCGAACCAGAGGAAGAUACGACAAGCUUCGUCUGCAUGAUCACCACAUUUUGCUGCCUACGAGACCUGCAUGUUGUGCCAGGCUAUGUUCCUUGUGCUGCGGACAAGAAGGAUCUGUGAACUGUUGUGGAAAAGUGUGACAGAGAGCGAGAGAGAGACAGAGAGAGUAAGACUUUUCAGCCAGUUUGUGGAUGAAAAACAUGUAACCUAUCCAACCCAAGGACUGGGCGAAACUUCUUCCCCACUGCUGCUUCUGUGUAAUGUGGAAAAAAAAACAGCAACAGAAGAAAUAGUUGUUACAAAAAAGUUGGGACUCUUCUUCUUUCAGGUCUGUAUGUGUAGUGCAUUUCCUCUGUGUUCUGCUAGGGGCAGCAACAUUCAUUAACUGUGCAUCUCUGUGAAAGUGGUUGGGUAGAUUUCUGUAAAGCAUGAUUUCAACAUAUUGUAAGCUUGUACCUCUACACCAAUAUGCCUUCUCUACAUCCUCUGUCCCCAAGAAAGGAAGAAGAAAAUAUGCUUGAUUUCUUCCCUGCAAGGAACAGUCUUUAAGUCUGAACAAAACAAGUAACCUACAUGUAGGUUCCACCAACAAUGUACUGUGGUCAUCUAUAAAUUCUAAAUCUUUGCUUUCUGAAGAUUAUUAUGAGCAAGCUACAGCUACAUAGCUCAUUUGGAGAGAUUGUACUUCCACCCCAUGCUUCAUUUUCUUUUGUGUAUUCAAUAUUUCUUAUGAAUUUGAUACAGAGAAGCCAUACUGGUGUUGCAAGGUGCAAGUUCGGUCGUGAAAAACACAGGGUACUCUUGCUUGGCUCAAACGUUACUGUACACUAUGCAAAUGCCCUGUACCUUGUCAUAAAACACAACUUCCGAGACAAACAAAUGUAUGGUGUUUAUUGUGAGUGGAGUUUGGAGGUUUUAGACAAAGCAGGUAUCAGCAAAACAAUGAAUUGACUGGGACUAAAGUGAUAUGUAUUGGACAGAUACAAAUUCUGCUAUCUGUUUCUUGGAAAGGUAUGGUAUGUAGAAAUAUGAUCUGGGAAGAAAAGACAGGAAAGCAAAAAAUCUCAAUGUCAACGAUCUAUUGUCACAAUGGAGUGAAUUGUUCUGUGCCCAUACAGUAAGUAUAGGUCAUUGAACAGAAAGUUUGUUACAUUUGAAAGGUGAUAUGGACAGUAUCCAUACGUUUCUAAAUGCAACUUUAAAAGUGGUGGGACUGUAAUGAAAAAUGUUUGUGAAUUUGUCAGUAAAAUUUGCCAGUGACUUCUCUGUGGGUACUUCAGAGCAAACCAGACAUAUGAUCCUCGAAUAAGAAUAUGCCCAACUCCACUUGCAGUAAAUAUCUAAAUACGUUUGCUUAUCUUCAGUGCAGUGAUGGUAUAAAGUCAUGUAUUGUUUUAACAUAAUCUGAAACAUCGACACACUAUAAUGUUGUACUCGUUGGUCCUUUUGCAGAAAUUUUUGGUGUCUGAAACUUUGUUUUAAAAGUUGCAUCUGAAAAGUGCUGUCUGGAAAUUUUCCUUCAUUCUUCGUCAAGAACUCAGUGUACCUUCCCCUUUCUUAAGGAGUGCAAUGGAUUUUAUAACAUCAUGAUUCUUUAAUUUCAAAUUCAAGCAACAUGUAUAUGUUUCCUGGAGAGAGAGCAUAAGUGUGUUGUCAUGGCAGCAUUGUUUGGCCAAUCAGAGUCCAGUUUGACCUUGGUUGCCAUAACAACAUGUUCUGACCAAUCAAAUUACAAUCUGAAGAUCACCUGACAAGUUGCCAUGGCAACAUAAGGAAUACAUUGCACAACAAGUGGACACACAAAGUUGUAGGUUGGAAGUCUUUAUUCCAUUCAAAUGAAGGACAGUCCCUGACUGUAUAUGUUGAACUGUAGCUGUGGCUUCGAUAUUGAUAUGAAAAGUAGCUUCUGUUUAGGUACUAACAAACUACAGCCUAUUAUGCUUAUUUAUUUUCUACUUUUGUAGUAUAUGUAAUCACUAUGAUCGUGACAGUCAAUGUGAAAUGUAGCAUUAUGCAGAUCAUUGCAAUGUGCACUCAAUUCAAGGACCACAAGUAAUGGUUAAUUGUUGAUGCAAUUCCUCUUAUGUCCUGGGUAUGAGGAACUUUUCUACAAAACUAAGAAUAUCGCCAUUUCACAUGUAGUCAAAGGUCUGAGUUUUGAGUGCACACUGUAUGAUAAAGACUAUGAGUUCUCAGCAAGCAAGGGCACACGUACACGUGUUGGAAAACCCAACAUUUUUCAUGAUAGUAGUGAGCAUCUCUUCUUUACUAGAUCCAAUGUAGUAACCUACCACUCGCAUGUGGUGUGCAGAAAAGAGAAACAACACUUGCUUCGUAGUCAAUGUUAGUAUGGACAACAGG